GUUGCCGACUCUGAAUCUCUCUGCUCAUCCAUUUCGAACUUAACGCCCCCUCCUCCCUGGAGUCCCUCCCCAAUUCACCACUCUUCUCUCCAACUCUUCUCUCUCUCUCUCCACACUCUCUAAACAAGGUUCAGUUGCUCCAUACCUUCCUUGUACUCACUCCUUUCUCUAAUGGGUUUCGUGCGUAAUCUAUUAUUCAAACUUGAAUUAACAAGGUCUAGACUCAACCCCAUACUCAAAUUUUAGAUGACCUUUUUUAUAUUUCCGAGUGUUUGCUCUGUUUUUCUUGUUUUUUUACGAGAGAUUUUUGGGACCACAUAGUAGGGUUUCAUUGAUGGACUGUUUUUCAUGCUUCAAGUUUAUGGGCCAGAAGAAGAGUGACUAUGGAUGUGGGUUUUUUGUAUUUGGGUGUUUAAGGCAAUUAUUCAACGUGUUAUGUCUCUUUUUGGUGUUCAGUUUGGGGUUGAAGGUCCUGCAGUUGGGUAAUCAUCUCAAGGGCUUAAUUCAAUUGCUGUUUGAUUUUAGAGGGAAAUCAAGUGAUUUAAGAAACGGGUUUUGUUCAAAAAGCUGUACUAAUCAUGAGAAAUACAAUACGAUAGUUUCUUGUGGUUUUAGAAGAAAAUCAAGUGAUUUGGGAAAUGGGCUUUGUUCAAAACCUUGUGUGCUAUUGGAAUUUUUGAGGAAUUCAGAAGCAAUUGGUCAAUUGGAGGAAAAUAAUGGAGUUGAGAAGAGAAAUGGUGAUUAUGUGAAGGAAAAUUUUGUUUCUAAUGGGGAAUUUGGUGAAUUUGCAAAAGGGGAUGGUAAUGUCAAGGAAAAUUUUGAUUCACAUGGGGAAUUUGGCAAUGAAAGUAAUGGACAAGAGUUGGUAAAUGGAGAUGAAGAAGUUGAUGUCAUGGCAUUGAGGGAAUUGGUGAAUAUUGAGAGGCAAAGGGCAGAUGCUGUUUAUUUGGAACUUGAAAAGGAGAGAAACGCAGCUGCCACGGCUUCUGAGGAAGCAAUGGCAAUGAUUUUGCGUCUUCAAAACGGGAAGAGUUUGAUCGAGAUGGAAGCCAAACAGUACCGUAGAUUGGCUGAGGAAAAGCAAAUCCAUGAUCAAGAAGUAAUCCAAUCAUUGAGAUGGAUUGUGAUGAAGCAUGAGUCAGAAAGGGGUCUUUUGGAAGACCAGUUGAGGUAUUUUAGGCGAAAAUCAAAGGUUUGUGUGAAGGGUGACGAAGGGGAUGAAUCCAAAGGAUUCGAUGAAUCUUUGAACUUUUUCAACUCAAAUAUGGAGGGGAGCCCUGGUGAUGCCCUAAUUAGCUCUCGUGACAUCGAUAUGUCACCACGUUGAGUUCUUCUUUGUUUAGUGCAUUGGUUAUGCUUUUGUUUUCUAUGCAGUUCAAAAAAGUUAGGGGGGAAAAUCGCAAGUUGGAACAUGACUUGUAAAAUUGCAGUGUAGCUCUAUGAUUUUUCCAUGUUUCAUAUGUGGUUUAGUGGACGCGUUAGAAAAUCACAGUGAAAUAGCUAGGGAGUUGUUGAGCAUUGCAGUUCUUUCCAUUUGAUGUCUGGGCUCUGUUGUAUUAUGCAACGAAAAUUUGGUGGUAUACUAGUGUUUUUUGGCUUGCUGUACUCUUAGGUUGCCUGCAAAUUGUUCUAUGUUUAGAACCAAUUAAAGGAUAGCUAAAAUUUGGUUUAAAUAAUUGAGAUAUGUAUUUCAAGAUUAUGAUUGUUUUUUAAAUGUCAAUAAAGAAGUAUCUGGCACAAAUCAUUUAGGAGAAUAGUCUAACUAUGACAUAAUUACUUAGAUAAAGAAGUAAGUGAAUAUCUAAAUCAUUACAUCAUAUCCACAAAUCAUCUGGCAUGAAUCCUAUCUGUAGUAUUAACUAGGAUUUAAUAUUUUGGCACAAAUCGUGUCGAAAUUACUAAAUCAGUAAAAUAUGUUGAAAAUUCAUCUGGCACAAAUCAUAGGUAAAGGUA
Molecule: messenger RNA, 1953 nt
Organism: Rhododendron vialii
Lineage: Eukaryota; Viridiplantae; Streptophyta; Magnoliopsida; Ericales; Ericaceae
Product: protein FLOURY 1-like
Exons: 1
Coding region: 335-1327 (330 amino acids)
Source: RefSeq, a predicted model, not a curated record